UUCAUAUCUCAUCUCCGUGGGCAGCACAAAAGCACAUCACAUUGGAUCAGAACAGCAGAGAAUCCUAAUUAAAGAAUAAAGUCGUUUUUCCCCUCCCCUUGCAGAGAACAGAACCGUGAUGCUGUACAAAUGUUCGAAAACAUUUUGGAAGUUUUGAACGUCCUAACUAUAUCCCUUGUGGUGCCUGUCAGGAGUUCUGAUCUCUGAGGGGCUGACUUGCUAAAGAAUUGCAACAAAGUGAAGUUGGCAAGAGCCUGGAUUGAAGCAAAACAGCAGAAGGUUAUAUAUCCUGAGAGAAGGCAUGCUGCAACCUGGUUCUUAAACUUUUCAGAAGACAACAGUGGAGAACGGCAGCUAUAUUCCCGAGGCUACUGCAACCUUGCAGAACAGAAAUGGAAGAACGUGUGGUACCAAACUGGACUGUGGUAGCCCCAAACCAGACCUCGGUGACCGAGUUCAUCCUCGUGGGGCUGUCCAACGACCCUGGGACGCAGCUGGUGCUCUUUGUGGUCUUCCUGGUGGUCUACCUGCUCACCUUGGCUGGCAAUAUUCUCAUUGUGGUCACCAUCAUCCACAACCAGGGGCUGCACACUCCCAUGUACUUCUUCCUGAGCAACCUCUCCUUCAUCGACGUCUGCCAUGCCACAGUCACUGUGCCCAAGAUGCUGGCUGACUUCCUCUCAACUGCAAAGACCAUCUCCUUCGGGGGCUGCGUGGCCCAGAUGUUCUUCCUCCACCUCUUUGCCUGCACGGAGAUCUUCCUCCUCACCGUCAUGGCCUAUGACCGCUAUGUGGCCAUCUGCAACCCGAUGCAUUACCUCACCAUCAUGAACCAGAAGGUUUGCCUCCUGCUGGCCGGCACGAUCUGGUUGGGUGGCACAGUGCACUCUCUCGCCUUGACUGGCAUGACCAUCAAGCUACCCUACUGUGGGCCCCAGAAGGUUGACAACUUCUUCUGUGACGUCCCCCCGGUCAUCAGGCUCGCAUGCACAGACACCUACGUCAUUGAGAUCCUCAUUGUUUCCAACUCGGGGCUGAUCUCCGUGGUCUGCUUCGUGGUCCUGGUGGUCUCCUACGGCAUCAUCCUGGUCUCCCUCCGCAAACGUCUUGCGGAAGGCCGGCGCAAGGCACUCUCGACAUGCGCAGCCCACCUCACGGUGGUGACCCUCUUCCUGGGGCACUGCAUCUUCAUUUAUUCCCGCCCCUCCACCAGCUUCUCGGAGGACAAGGUGGUGUCGGUCUUCUUCACUGCGGUCACCCCUCUGCUCAACCCCAUCAUCUACACGCUGAGGAACGAGGACAUGAAGCAGGCGCUCAACAAACUGUUUGGCAGGAAGGUGACAGUGGAGAAAAAAACCCCCUUUGGGCACUUACACCAGCAUCAACUUAGCCAGUUGAGCCGGGAAAUUAUGCCAGUGUAUCUCUGGCUGAACCCAGCCUCCGCCACAAAGAUGGAUGCAGUACCAGAGAAUGUCACUACGGUGAAGACAUUUGUCCUGUCUGGCUUGACCACUAGCCACAGCACCGAACUGGCGCUCUUCGUUUUCUUCACAGCUAUCUACUCCCUGAUCCUAGUUGGCAAUGUUCUCAUCGUCGUCACCAUCAUCUACGACCAGCACCUUCACACGCCCAUGUAUUUCUUCCUCAGCAACCUCUCCUUCAUCGACGUCUGCCAUUCUUCCGUGGUCAUGCCCAAAAUGCUCGCCGACUUCCUAGCGGAGACGAAGACCAUCUCCUUUGGGGAAUGCAUAGCCCAGAUGUUCUUCCUCCACCUCUUUGCUUGCACGGAGAUCUUCCUCCUCACCAUCAUGGCCUACGACCGCUACGCCGCCAUAUGCAAUCCCCUCCAUUACGGCACCAUCAUGAGCCGCCGGGUCUGCCUCCAGUUGGCUGUGGCCAUGUGGCUGGGUGGUUUGCUGCACUCCAUAGCCCUGACACUGUUGACGCUCAAUGUGCCCUACUGCGGCCCCAACAACAUCGACAACUUCUUCUGUGACGUCCCUUUGGUCAUCAAACUGGCCUGUGCCAACACUUACGUCUUCGAAAUCCUCAUCGUCUCCAACUCAGGGGUGAUCUCGGUGGUCUGCUUUGUUGUUCUGGUGGUCUCCUACGUGGUCAUCCUCGUUUCCUUGAGGAACCGCUUCUCUGAAGGGCGGCGGAAGGCUCUGUCGACUUGUGCUGCUCACCUAACAGUGGUCACCUUAUUCCUGGGCCACUGCAUCUUCAUCUACCUCAGACCGGCCAAGAGUUUGGCUGCGGACAAGGUGGUUUCUAUCUUCUUCACGGCGGUCACACCCCUGCUCAACCCCGUCAUCUACACCCUGCGGAACGAGGACAUGCUGAAUGCCCUGAACAAGCUGCGAGGCCGACAGGUCAAUCUGGAAGGCAAAGGGCAUUAGGAGAAAGAGGGAUGAAAUGGUGCAUUCAUAAAAGCGCAAAGCUGCUUUAUUUCAAACAUCAUUUGCAAACUAGUAAGAAGGAACAGCUUUUGACUACAAUCAGCAAACAAUAUUUUAUAUCAAACUCGGGUAUACCCCAGAAUUCAGCAGUGGAUUUGAAACCUUGGUUUUACUGGAUUUAUUUCAGUGCAGGCUCCCUACUGAUCUUUGGAACUCCCUGCCUAUUAAGAUCAAGCAGGUCCCUUCA
Molecule: messenger RNA, 2646 nt
Organism: Podarcis muralis (Common wall lizard)
Lineage: Eukaryota; Metazoa; Chordata; Lepidosauria; Squamata; Lacertidae
Source: RefSeq, a predicted model, not a curated record